UUCAUACAUUUCAUUAGAUAAGGAAAUAAAACAGCAAAAGUUGUGUUUGUGUGUGUUAAUACAAAAUAAAAAUAAUGAUAAUUUAAAAAAUCAGCUGUUAUUGACUUUAUUCAUUUCCAACAUGUUCUUGAUAUCAUGAUGACCUAACUCUUUGGCAUUUUACUUAACAUCAUAUUUAUUUGUUGCUAUAAAAUUAAAGUUUUUAAUUUUAGCAAUGAUUGAUAAGAAAUCAAUCUGAUUUCCUUCAUUUCUGUCUUUCUGUCUGUAGGCUGAAUAUGUUAUUAUUUACUCUUUAAUGUUUACUAAAAUAAUGGUGUAGGCCUUUAUAAAUUGCACUAAUAUCACCAGUAAAAAGCCUCAAAUGAGUAAAGAUAUAGAAACAAUAUUUCAGGCAGAAAUUAACCAGCUAAAAUGCUUUUACAGUUAUUUCAGAAUUAAUAAACUAUGAGAAAUAGAGAGAUGGUAUAUUUAGGUUGAGUUCAUUUUUAAAAAGUAGUAUACAAAACCCGCAUGUACCCAUAAAGAGCUUUUACUGUAUGAAACAAUGCUGAGAUGUGUGUGACAGAACAUCGUCAUGAUUAGAAUGUUUAGUCAGGAGAUUCAGUUAAACAUAAACAAACUCAUUCAGUGUUUUUUGAAUUUCAAAAUUUACAAUUGACGGUUUUUCGAAAAAGACGAACUUCAUCGACGACAAUUGUUUCAUCCUGACAUCAACUGACUACCGACUGCCACAGACCAAAGCUGUUUCAGCAUGGAAGAUAUUCAGCGCUAUACUUGGACUGCUGUUGUCUUACCAAACCCCAACCGGCCCGGCAGCCCAAGGUUCAUACUUCGCAGGGUACUGGUACCAGCCUACUCUAGCAGCUCUUCUGCAAGCUCCUCACCUACCUCUUCCUUCUCUUCUUCCUCCUCUAGUUUUUCUCACUCAUCCUGCAGCUCCUCUCCAAGCUCCUCACCUACCUCUUCCUAUUCUUCUUCCUCAUCUGGCUUUUCUCACUCAUCCUGCAGCUCCUCUCCAAGCUCCUCACCUACCUCUUCCUAUUCUUCUUCCUCAUCUGGCUUUUCUCACUCAUCCUGCAGCUCCUCUCCAAGCUCCUCGCCGAGCUCCUCGCCUACCUCUUCCUCCUCAUCUUGUUGCGCUUCCCCAAGCUCUCCCCCUAGCCAGCCCCUUUCAGUGACAGAGGAUGAAAACUGGACCUGUGAGGUAUUCAAUGAUCAGAACAAGAUCAUCCUAAGAAAGGUGAAGACAACAAGCUGCACUCAGAGACCGGAGGUGCUCAGCUGUACAGCACGCCCCCCUACAACAUCUCAGACCCACACCAAGCCUGCUGUGAUCCCAACCGGCCCUAAACCCAAGUGGGUGAAGAACCUGCAGGCCAUCAUAAGGGAGAGAAACAAGCAGCGUGGCAUCAGGGGAUAUAAGAGACCUGCUCGAAAGUCGGAAUGUGACCCUCCAGGGAAGCGUUCUUACAACAAAUAAUUUAAAGUCAUUUUAAAGGACCAUGCACUGAUGCAAAUCAUUUGCUUGUCACUGAACAUGUGACUCUGGUCAGGGUGCCCGUCAGACUUGGGGAUGAUCUGGGGGGGAUAGCGUGAACCUUCAACGUGUUAUGCCCUCUUGGAGAAGCUCCUUUCUGGCAGAUGAGAAAAGGAUGCACACACCAUGUCAAGAAGGUUCAUAUGUCUGUCUGCGCCCACCCUAGACCAACAAUGGAGUCAACUGUGACCACAGGAGGACCACAGUGCAUGGGUCAAUAGUGAUUUAAGUUGAUGUGCUGUGAUGUUAUGUGUGUAAAUUUUAAGGACCAUACGCUGAUUAUGGAUUAAUUCCUUGUCACUGAACAUGUGACUCUGGUCAGGGUGCCCGUCAGACUUGGGGAUGAUCUGGGGGGGAUAGCGUGAACCUUCAACGUGUUAUGCCCUCUCGGAGAAGCUCCUUUCUGGCAGAUGAGAAAAGGAUGCACACACCAUGUCAAGAAGGUUCAUAUGUCUGUCUGCGCCCACCCUAGACCAACAAUGGAGUCAACUGUGACCACAGGAGGACCAAAGUGGAUGGGUCAAUAGUGAUUUAAGUUGAUAUGCUGUGCUGUGAUAUGCUGUGCUGUGAUAUGCUGUGAUAUGCUGUGCUGUGCUGUGCUGUGAUAUGCUGUGCUGUGCUGUGAUAUGCUGUGCUGUGAUAUGCUGUGCUGUGCUGUGCUGUGCUGUGCUGUGCUGUGCUGUGCUGUGCUGUGCUGUGCUGUGAAAUGAUGUGAUGUGAUGUGAUGCAAGCUCAGCAAAGAGCCAGUGCCCCUGAGCCAAUUGAGAUGGCUUCAGACAUCUGAUCAGGAUGCCUUCUGGGCGCCUGGGUAUCUCUUAGGAGAUGGUAAACAUUGCUGGGGAGAGCCCUGCUUGUUCUGCUGCUACCACGACCCGGCCCUAGUUAAGGGUAAGAAAACUGAUGUAUUGAUGGAUGCUGUGCUGUGCUGUUAUGCAAUGUGUCUCCAAUGUGUUUCUUUCAAGCUCCUCUCUGGCAGAUGAGAAAAGAAAUUUUGGACAACAGCCCAGUGAAAAAAUAGUAAUGGUAAAAAAUAGUUACAGGCUACUGUAAUUAGAGUCCUGUGUAAUUAUCCUCAAUACCAGGGGGUAACAAAAUAAAGGAGGAGGACCAAAGUGGAUGGGUCAAUAGUGAUUUAAGUUGAUAUGCUGUGCUGUGAUAUGCUGUGCUGUGCUGUGCUGUGAUAUGCUGUGCUGUGCUGUGCUGUGCUGUGCUGUGCUGUGAUAUGCUGUGAUAUGCU
Micropterus salmoides (largemouth bass) is the source of this 2774-nucleotide messenger RNA. Its product is annotated as putative protein TPRXL. The record is from RefSeq and is a predicted model, not a curated record. The transcript has 2 exons. NCBI's taxonomy places the organism in Eukaryota, Metazoa, Chordata, Actinopteri, Centrarchiformes, Centrarchidae. Bases 752 to 1480 code for a protein of 242 amino acids.